AUGACGGUGGCGAAGCUGGCGCUCGGCCAAGCCGGGCUACCAACUCCCAACUCUACAAAGUCGUUCUGGCACACCCAGCCGUCCCAGACCCUCCUGGGACAUCGAACGACAAAAUGCCUUCCAGCGGAAGCAGACCUGGUUAUUGUGGGAAGUGGGCUAUGUGGAACCAGUGCUGCUCAUUUCAUACGAGGGGACGAAGCAGGGAGAAAGCUCAAAGUCGUGAUGCUCGAGGCACGAGAAGCGUGCUGGGGAGCAACGGGCCGAAACGGAGGCCAUUGCCAACCGGUUGUGUACGGAAGCCCUCCGGAGAUCAGAGCUUUUGAAAUGCGCAACUAUCUACACAUCAAGGAACUUGUGGCCAAAAACGAGAUUCCGUGCGAGUGGAGGACGCUCUCUGUCGCCCACGCAUAUACGAACCAGGAGUUGUUCGAGCACCGCGUAACGGAGUUCGAGAACGCCCUCAACCAGAGUCCAGAGAUAUCAACGCUGGUUUCCGUCAUCGGGAAGGAGUCAACAAGCCCUUCGCUAGGAGACCUCCGGAUCCCGGACGCGUCGGGCGCGUUCCUUCAGAAACAUGCUGCGAGCUUGUGGCCCUACAAGCUUGUUUCCUGGAUGUUGGAGAAGCUCUUGAGAGAAAACUCAGACGCUUCUUCCCCCGAGUUCAACCUCCAGACCAACACGGCAGCCACGCACCUCCAGGAGGUGGGUGGCGGAUCCUGGAUCGUGCACACCCCGCGAGGGAUGAUCGGUACGAAGAGAGUCCUGCUCACCACUAAUGGCUACACGUCUCACCUGCUGCCUCACUUCCGCGAUCUGAUUGUCCCUGUGCGAGGAGAGAUGAGCAGUCUCGUUCCGCCUCCGACGAUGAAGCCCGGCAGUUCCAACCCACCCUUCGACUACUCGUAUGGCUUUGUGGGAAUCGGGCAGCAGAACGAGCCCCAGGAUGACUACCUCAUCCAGCGACCAUACGCCAGAAAUAACGCCGGUGGCGAGCUGAUGUUCGGUGGCGGGCGCUCAUACGCAGCCCAUGCUGGGGUUGGGGUGUCGGACGAUUCAUCCAUCGAUCUUCCUGCUGCCGAGUACCUCCGGACGGCAAUCAAUACCGUCGUCGAUAUCAAGAGCGAGCAGAAGGAACUCCAAGCUAGCUAUGAGUGGAGUGGUAUCAUGGGAUACAGCCGUGACGAAAGGCCGUGGGUGGGCGAAGUGACGGAAGACUUGGGUCUCGGUGGGGGCACAGGACUGUGGGUCAGCGCAGGAUUCACGGGCCAUGGGAUGCCGAAUGCGUUUUUGAGCGGGAAGGCGGCUGUGGAUAUGAUUUUGGGGAAGAAGGGGGACGAGGUAGACCUGCCACACGCAUAUCGGCUGAGCAAGGACAGGGUGCGAGAGGCGCGGAUGUUGGAUGAGGUGCACGUCGCGCACACCAGAGGCUAG
Messenger RNA from Drepanopeziza brunnea f. sp. 'multigermtubi' MB_m1, 1431 nucleotides. RefSeq lists its product as uncharacterized. Gene Ontology annotation, molecular function: oxidoreductase activity. Gene Ontology annotation, cellular component: cytoplasm. The record is from RefSeq and is a predicted model, not a curated record. Lineage: Eukaryota; Fungi; Ascomycota; Leotiomycetes; Helotiales; Drepanopezizaceae.